GAAGCCUCUUGUUUGUUUCACAGUAAUGUAACUACAGUAUAAUUGUCAUCAUUUAACUUUAAUAUACGUUUAAUAAUUUAACUUUGAGUGUCUAGAAGGCUGUGACAUUGUAACAUUUUAUAGAAGCUAACAGCAGUUAGCUUGUUGUUGUUGUUGUUAGCCUGUGUGAUGACUUAGCUACAGUUUAGCUACAAGCUAACAGCUGCCGGUGGCUGUUGGAUCCCAGAAUGAUAAAGUUCAUGCUGAUGGUGAACCGGCAGGGUCAGACCAGACUGUCCAGGUAUUACCAACCUGUGGAGCUGAGCAGGAGAGCGAUGCUGGAGGCUGACGUAGUCCGCUGCUGCCUGAGCCGCAAGAAAGAUCAGUGUUCCUUUGUAGAGUACAAAGACUUUAAACUGGUUUACCGUCAGUAUGCUGCUCUGUACAUCGUGGUUGGAGUCACAGACAGCGAGAACGAGCUGUCCGUCUACGAGCUGGUUCAUAACUUUGUGGAGGUUUUGGAUAAAUACUUCAGCCGCGUGAGUGAACUGGAUAUUAUGUUCAACUUGGACCGAGUUCACAUCAUCCUGGACGAGAUGAUCCAGAACGGACACGUCGUGGAGACCAACAAGAGCCGCAUCCUCACGCCGCUCACCGCCCUCGACAAGAUGGCCGACGGCUGAGGCUCUACAGGAAGUGAUGUCACUGAAAGUUUUGUUUUUUCAGACCGACAUCAGGUGGAGAUAAAAGCACUUGACCGUGAACUGACAGGAAUGGAAUUAAACCUGCAACCUUGUGACUGUUUUAAGCUGCAGAUGUUGUUCCAAUGCGAAAUAUUAUCCAUAUAGUAACAAUACCGUCGUCUGUUAUGAAAUCUGCUGCUUUUGGACCCAAAAUUAAAAGGGUCAAUUCACUCAAAACAUU
Messenger RNA from Cottoperca gobio, 903 nucleotides. It is a transcript of the gene ap4s1, whose product is annotated as adaptor related protein complex 4 subunit sigma 1. Bases 228 to 662 code for a protein of 144 amino acids. Gene Ontology annotation, biological process: protein transport. The transcript has 6 exons. Lineage: Eukaryota; Metazoa; Chordata; Actinopteri; Perciformes; Bovichtidae. The record is from RefSeq and is a predicted model, not a curated record.